Molecule: messenger RNA, 4301 nt
Organism: Pocillopora verrucosa
Lineage: Eukaryota; Metazoa; Cnidaria; Anthozoa; Scleractinia; Pocilloporidae
Source: RefSeq, a predicted model, not a curated record
UUAGAUCUAUAAGAGUGCUGAUAACUUUAUUUUCAGUUAAGAAAGGAAAGAAAAUCCAACUUAUACCUGAUAAGAAAAUAGCGACCGAAACUGUCCAAUAAUUUUCUGAAGGAUUAGAGCGACAACAGAACGGCGCAGCUUUCUACAGGAUAACGCGCAUCUUGUUUUGAAGUCUUCCGCAAAUUCAGAACUUGAGUAAAGAGCCAUUAGAAAUUGCGGCAAAUGGUCAUCUUAUGGGGCCUGUGUCAGAAAUGUUGUCCUUCCAUUCCGAACUGUCAUCGUAGAAUGGCUAGGUAACAUCACGUUGCUUUCAUGGCUUGUUACAAUGGCGAGGUCGGCACAAAAUUUCCAACGGGGCGAUGGGAAGAGUUUUGUAAAGACCGGGGCGAAGUAGCGGCGAUCAAUUUCGCCAAUGAAUUCCUUCAAUUUGUAAGAGACAACCCAGUUUUUGAUGUAUCGGGAGCAUCUGGUACAUUUUCUAAGCGUUUUGUCGAGCAUUUCCUUCAAGCAUUUGACGUAGAGGUGCAUAAACAAGACGGAUUUCUGGACCUCGAGGCCCCCGACUCGCCGACCGAUGUGUUCGGUCCAGACGAUUGGGGUUCAAGCGUUCAUCUCACGGGCACAUUUAAAGCUCCAGAGAAGAAAACAAGUGAAUCCAGCUUCAAAUUCCUUGAGAAAUUAAAGGACGUGAAAGGAUUUUUCAAACGCAAUGCGAACGAAGAGUUACCUCCUGCCAAACAGGCGGAAACGAGGAGAGAUCUGGAAGAUCAAAGAGCUCAAUUUCUGGAGACGAAACUGACAACUUCUGUCAAACGCGAAGGAGUCAUGAACUAUUUAAUGAACUUGGAAAGUGGAAUGAAUACAGAGGACUUCUUUUGGCAGAAAUGUCGAGUGGUUCUGUUCAAAGCACCUGGAGGGUUUAUGUUGGAGUUUUAUACACCUCCAAAGUCACCCAAACCAAAGACAGGAAUAUUCUGCUUCCUCAUUCAUGAAGCAAGGCCUGCAACAGAGUUGGAGCUGCCAGGAGGAGAGAAUGUGUUUGUCAUCAAGGCUGUAAACAAGAGAGAAUACAUGCUAGCAGCUAAUCACAAGGAGGAAAUGGAUGAGUGGCUGGCUGAGAUAAGAAAAUGCAUGGAAGAAGAUCAGGGGUCAACCAGUCAAAGUGGUCCAUCAAUAUCUGGUUCUGAUGAGAGAGGUGCAGAGGCAGCCCUUCCCCCAAGUACCCCAGCAAAUGCAGUGGCUGUAUCAAACUCAGUAGUAGGAGCUAAACUUGGAGAUGGUCAAGCACUAAGAGUCAGACUGGACAGUUACCCUGCAGAUAAAAAAUCCACAGAGGCCGUGUCCAAUUUAGCAAAAAGACGGAAUGUUUACACUCCCUCGUCACUUCAAAUACAGAACAGAUCCACAGGAUCAUUUUCUUCACCUCAUGGUCCUCAGACCCCCACAUACCAAGAUGAUCUACCCCAUGGCCGUCCUCCUCCGGAGCUUCCUCCAAGAUCUCCAACCAGCAGUGAGGCGACACCCUCUCUUCCCCCUAAUCAGCCUGAUCUGUUGCGGCAGAUUUCUGCUCAAGGAGCACCACAAUCAACUAAUGAAGAAAACACAGUGUGGGUUACAGCUUCUAUGGAAAAUCACCCUCUUGCAAAUUACCCAUGGUUCCAUGGAACCCUGCCAAGAAUAGAGGCCUCUCAUCUGGUGUCACAGGGAGGCCAGCAGUGGCAUGGGAUAUUCCUAAUAAGGCAAAGUGAGACAAGGAGAGGGGAAUAUGUGUUAACAUUUAAUUACCAAGGGAGAGCAAAGCAUCUCAGACUUGCCUUGAACGUGGAGGGCCAAUGUCGUGUCCAGCAUCUCUGGUUUCAGAGCAUUUUUGAAAUGCUGGAGCACUUUCGAGCUAAUCCAAUUCCGCUUGAGAGUGGUGGACCUUCUGACGUAAUGCUCACAAAUUUUGUGGUUUACACAAGUUCUGGUUCACCCCAACCUGGAAGCUCCUUGCAGCGCACCCAUGUAGGCCAUGGAGGUGAAGGUGGUCUGCGCCGUUCUCACAGCCUUCAUGUAAACAGGAUAACUAGAGCAGCAACCAUCCAAGGUGGCUCUGUUCGAAUUGCAUCAAAUACGGCUAAUGGCCAGGCGCAUUCAAGGGCAGUUGAAAAUCAGUAUGCCUUUGUUUGAAUUUGAAGGCUAAAUUUCAAAAGUUGUAUUCUCUUCUGUUAAAUUUUUAUAUAAAAUUAAUGUUUACAGUAUUUAAAGUGAGACUGAUUUAAGUCUCACUGUGAUCUAGACAGAAGUAACUACCAUUCUGAAAGCCUCUACAGGUCAUAAAAUGGAGAAGUAACUUAGCCUGUUCCAGGCUUUCAUUUGGCAAAGGGAGUAAUGAUAACAACAAUGCCACAAAAUGAAGCAAUGUCAGAGUACGUACAUGUAGAAUGCCUGGAACAGAGGUAAACCGGAACAGAUUGUUCCCCAAGUAAAUGGUCUGAAUGCUCUUUUGCUCAUUUCAAAUGCUAUCUUCAUUCGCCAGAUCCUGAUAAUUACCAAGCAGUCAUGCCUAGAACAGUUAUUGUCUUUUGUACUGUAAACAAAAAAUAUGAGGUUUUUUCUUGAAUCCUUUCCAGCCUAAUAAAUUGUCAUGCAUUAGUUCCCUUUGUUUGGCUAUGGUAACAUAAAUCUUCAGUGAAGUGUGAUCAGUAGCACUUGGCCCAACAAUGUGAUAAUAUUUUUGUAUUUAUUUAUGCUUUGUAAUUUGAAUACGUAAGACAGAAAGCCUCAUAGUGCAAUUAGAUUUGCUUUCUCUUUCUUAAGUUUGUGAUUUUUAAUAUACAUGCCAAACUUUCAGCAUGCCCAUUGGCUGAGAGUAUGCCCCAAACAAUGCAUACAGCUUAAAUUGCAUGCUGAAAGACGAAAGUAAGUGUAAAUUAUUAACAAUUAAUCAAAUAUUAUCACUUGAAAAAAACAAUUAAUAGGGGCAAUUUACAGUUGUGUACUUAGCUGCCAAGCCUUUGAUUUGGAGUGAGGCUGAAGGUGACCUUGUUGUGAUAGAAACCAGUAUGUAGUGAACAUGAUAGCAAAGUAAUUAACAUUUGAAAGGCAGCAAGGUUUUAGUGUGUUGUAACAAGGUCACCCUUAGCCUCACUCCUGUUCAAAGGCUUGGCAACCAAGCACGCAACUGUAAAAUGGACCAUUGUACAAUUCAACAUGAACAUGAAAACAUUUGAUUACCUAAGUAUGCAAUUGCCACUAUGAGGUCUAAAUAAUGAAGUUUUUAUUUUAUAUUAUUUUAUACCUAGUUACUUUAAUUUGUAUGGGAACUAUUUUAAGAUUCUAUUAGAAUUAGUCCAUUUUACAGUUGUGUGCUUGGUUGCCAAGCCUUUCCACAGGAGUGAGGCUAAGGUUGACCUUGUUAUGAGACAAACCUUGUUGCUUUUCAAAUGCAAAUUACUUUGUUAGCAUGCUAACUAAAUACUGGUCUCUAUCACAACAAGGUCACCUUCAGCCUCACUCCCAAUCAAAGGCUUGGCAACUAACUACACAACUGAAAAAUGGCCUAUUGCCCAAACACUCAACUCUUGCACCAGAAAUUAUUGUAUUUGUCUCUUACUUUUAAUUCUUCCUUUUUGAUAUUUAAUUUAUCAUAUUUCAUUACCUGAUAUGUUCCAGCUAUGUUGUUGUUGCAAAUAUAUAAGAAUUUUGUAAGAAAGAAACAUUUCACAUGAAAGGAUAAAUGAUUUUUAACAGUAUGUUGGAACAAUAAUUGUUAUGUUAUUAGUCAAUAAUUCUUUGCAUCUUUAUUGAAAGUAAUGGUUGGAUUAUGCUGAUGUAGUUCAACAGGUCUCUACUUAUUGUUCCUAAAAAUUUCAGGUGAAAACACAGGGAAUUAUGUUCUAAAUAUUUUCAUGAGUAGAUUGCAAUAACAUCCUGUUAAUGAUAAAAUUUGAGAAGUGGAAACACGAGGAGUUUUUGGGUGAAAGUGAACCUGAAGUUUCCAUUAUGAAGUACAGUGAUUCAGGUUUUUUUUUAAUUUUUAGAGGUGAUUAUAGGGAAAUUUUAUCAUGGGCUGUAUGACACACUUGUAAAGAUUCUGCUACAUUCCAUCAUCCCCACAGGAUUCAAAUGUCAAAUUUAGCAAAUUUUUUAGCUUACAAAACUGGUGCUCAGGUUGGCAUACCCAAGAGAGUGCUGUAAAGUGUCUCUAAAUCUCAUGCCUGAGUACUGAUUACAUUACUGAAAGCAUAUUGAUAAGUAUUAUUUUGAACUUUUGAUACAGCUGAACUUUUAGCAAUGAAUUAAAGUGUCUUUUUAAUGAA